GAUCACAGAGCCUCCUGUCAUCACUUACCUGCCUGGUACCUGAAGAACACCUUACAUUUAGCUGCUGGCCCUCCAGACGUUCUUUAGCUUUCGUCAUGAAGAUUCUACUGAUCCUCGCUGCUAUCCUCUGCGUUGCUCCGUCCAUCAGGGCCGCAACAGUUGUUCCGGCUGAGGCUGCUGCAGUACAACAGGACAACAAUCCCGCACCGACAGCAGGGUUGGAUGCAGAUGCUGCUGCUGUACCUAAAGCUCGUUUUGAUUUCUGCCUUGACGGUUGGCUUAGUUUCCGUGGUAGCUGCUACUUCUUAGCCAACCACGUUGACACCUGGAGAAACGCAGUGAGCUUCUGUGCUAGCUACGAUGGCAGUCUGGCCUCAGUCCACAACAUCUGGGAGUAUAAUUUCCUCCAGCGAGUGGUCAAGACCGGGGGUCACACUUUAGCCUGGAUUGGAGGGUACUACUUUGAGAGCGACUGGAGAUGGGUAGAUGGCUCAGUGUUUAACUAUAACAACUGGGAUCCAGCGAGCGACACUAACAUUUACCAGUGCCUGCAGCUCAACGCGUACGAGUCCAAGGGGUGGUCCAAUCAUGGCUGCAGCAUGUCCUUCCCAUUCGUCUGUCAGGUGAAACCAAACUGCUAGUCUUCACAGUGUGGGCAGCGACUGGCUUCAACACAUGAUACCUAAUGCUGCUGCUUGUUCUUCAUAAGACUUCAUAUGUAUGUAUGACAUGCGGUUUUGGAAGUUGUGAUUGUUGUUUGUAUUCAUUGCUAUAUUUGAUGUGCCUAAAGAGUGCAAUAAACUGUAUCUGUUCCUAAACAAUAAAACAAAAUUACAAUA
This is a messenger RNA of Anarrhichthys ocellatus (wolf-eel), 839 nucleotides long. RefSeq names its product ladderlectin-like. The record is from RefSeq and is a predicted model, not a curated record. The coding region runs from base 96 to 641 and encodes 181 amino acids. The transcript has 7 exons. Lineage: Eukaryota; Metazoa; Chordata; Actinopteri; Perciformes; Anarhichadidae.